UCAUUCUUCGUUUUUGUUUUAACCCGUGCGCAAUACCGGUUUAAUCCGCGUGUCUAAUUUUCAAUCUUAUUGUACCUACAUACUGCCUACUGUACGUGUGUCUGUGAUCUUCGGUGGUGUUUUUUCGGUGCUUUGAUGACACCUGUUUCGAGGUAAAUUUACGUGGCGUAAUCGUUGAUCUUGAUUCAUUAUUAUGAUCAUUCAUUCGUUUGAUAAUCGAUAGCUCGUGGCGUAUCAAUUAAAAGUCUCUUCCGAUAUCGUCCGACCGCGUACGAGAAUUUGUUUAAGUGGUUUUUUCAUUCGGCUUACAACUCUAUAAGUAUUAUCUACUCGUAAGAUGAUGAUGGAAUUUACCAAUGGCUACUACUGUCCGACAAGUCAAACGUUUAGGAAAACGCAAUUCCACCAACAACAAACUUGUCCCGGCUCCUUGCUGGAAUAUUAUAAUACCACAUUUUGGAGAAGUGGACGGAAACGGAGAUAAAACUGCUUCACUAGCUGGAGGUACAUAUAAACUCACUCCACCACCGUAUAGAAUGCCACCCCAGCCAUUGUAUAGUGAGCCAGCUAGUAUACCAGGUUCAGCAACCCCGAAGAUUCAACAAAUACACACACAUUCCAAUAAAUUUCCAAUCGAACGAGAAGUCAUCCUGAGUAAUUAUGAUAAAAAUUCGAAAAUUCCCAUUCUGAACGAAUACCAUAAAAAACAAGCCAAAAGUACCGCAGUAGCUCCGGAUGCUCCGAAUAUUCAAAUGGCUUGGACAGAAGAUAGAACUAGAACGUAUAGCGAAGUUCGAAACGCUAUGGGUUCUAAUAUUCCGGAAAAUAUCGGCGUCGAAUUUCACCGCACUUACAAGGCGCAACCGUUAUCGUUAUUAGAAACAACAAACGGAACCGAGCCAUCCCCGAUCAUAAAUCAGGAUGAUUCGAAUGGAUUUACCUCUCCUAGUUACUCAAAAUCAUCCGGAAGAUCGCAUUCGACACCAGACGACGGAACUCAACAACCUGCUAAGCCAUUUCCAUCUCGCACGUAUCACACCAUAAAAGACAUGAUAUCGAGCAGGUUCAGCAAACAGAAAUCCGAUCAAAUACCAGAAACGGGUUUAAAUAACAGCGAAAGCAACGAAACGAUGAAAACGGAGAAUAAUAACUUGAGCCCUCACAGUCAACUGGUGCAACGCGGCGUAUACUUGGCUAAUUCGCAACAAUGCAAUAGAAAUGUAAAUUACGGUUCAAAUAACAACGGUAAUAUGGCAGAUAUGGCCAAACGAAGUCAAGAAGUAAGAGAUCAAAUUAUCGGCCAGCAGUGCCAGCAGCAAAUGCAAUACAGAGAACGAGGAGUAGAUGUCGGCCAAACGGCUGGAGUUUCACAGCAAGCAUCCUCAGCGGUCAUCGGCAACAAUGAUAACAACUGCGUGGCCGGCAGUAGUAAACAGUAUUAUCAAGACUGCUCGAAUCGUGCCACCUCCAGACAAUCCAUAUUAGAUAACGAAACGCCUAAUAGAUUCAGAGAAGUGGAGCAGCAGAAUGCCAAUGCGGCGGCGGUCAGCGCCGCUAAUCGAAGAUACGAACAAGUGCCAUCGAACGGUAACGUUUCCAGAAAUAUCAGACGUUUUCAAAACACCCCCGGUGAUAUGCCAUCUACUUCGGGUACUCAGUCAGCAGUCUACAGUCGACCACCAAUACCUACCCAAAGACCGCAUUACGUUCACAGUGAUAAUUACCCAGCACAAAUUCCCUCGACUAGUAAAGAAAAUCUGCACUAUACAAAAGAUACCAUGCACGAUAAUCGUACCGGUGUCGAUAUUCGAAAUGGCGUCUCCGGUAAUCAUAACGCUAAGUACGAAGAACGAGAGUAUCGUAAAAACGAUAGCCAAUUACCUAGUGAUAUAAAAUAUAACGUUGCCAAUGCCAAUGCCAUGGAACGACGUAGUAUAUCCAGAGCUCGAAGUAACGAUCAUCUGCUUGAGGCAAAUAUUGGUAAAACGUCGCCUUAUGCUAGAAAGGAUUUACCUCUGAAACAGAAAUCUAAGUCGUUUGAAAAUUUAGGAAACGAUGUUAACGAAGAUGAAGUUGAUAAGAUUGAUUCUAAAUCUAGUGGCCCGAUUAGUGGGCUUAGUUCAGAUUAUGAGAAGCAUCGCGGAGGAGGAGGCCAAUCCGAUUCUGGUAGAGGGAGCACCGUUUACAGUAGCGGAAAACUAAAGCAUACUGAUACUAGUCCUGAUUCUUCAGAACCCCAUCGAAUUACCGGUAAUAAAGACAAUCAAUGGGUGGACAUGGUUGAAAACGAAUUAAAACAUAUACUAGAACCGAAGUCGAACGCCAGUAUGGCUAAUUCGACGUUGAGUGAUAGCUCAACAUCACCUCCAUUACCUCCAGUAUCUCCUGAUGUAUCAUCAGACGAGAUGGCACCUACGUAUAAACGCAAAAACUCGUUGUACGGUAGUAAAUUAGAAACACCUUAUAAAGCAUCAGUACCUUCUAGUCACCAUAGAAAUUUAUGGAAUUCCAGAAGUAAUACAAAAGAAAAAAUCCACCAGCGUUUAGCCGUCAGUAUGAAAAGGGCGGAAAAUUCCAGCAAAAUUCCAUCGACUGUAGCUAGUAGCAGUAUCGAUUUAGAUUCGAUGCUAGACGAAGAAAAUAACACCAGUGAUGAAGAUAUCAGCGUUACAGAUACUCGAGCGAUUAGAAAACAGUUGGAAGGAUUGGAGAAUAUGUAUACCGAGGUCAUGAAACUAUUAGGCGUUAGAAAAUCACAGAGCAGGUAUCAGACAGAUCCGAGGAUCCAUAAACGUCGGUUAUAUGGAAGUAUGUCCUCGUUACCGUCAUCAGUUAGCAGUCGCCCAAUCAGAGAUAGGCAUAGAAGACCCGAAGAUCGUAAAAAAUUUGUCCGCGAUAUAAAAGGUAUAAAUAAGAGAUUUCAAAGAUUAGAAUCGCACGUGGUAACACUGGCUCGAAGCGUUGCUCAUUUAUCUUCUGAAAUGCGAACUCAACAUCUAAUGAUACAGGAAAUGGAAGUUAUACGAGGAGAACUGAAUAAUUUAAGAGCUCAGACAAAUAUGCUCACUGUGAGGUCGCAAUCGAUGCCGAGAUUUUUCCCGAUUCCUAACGCCGAGCAAACCAAUUCCAGUCCUGAUAAAAUGAAAAAACUCACCAAAUUUUUUGGAGAUGAGCCACCAUUAUUGAGAUUAUUUUUGAAAAAAUUAGGAUACGAGAAAUAUGCCCCUGUUUUUGAAAAAGAACGAGUAGGUUUGGUGGAAUUACCUUAUAUGUCAGAAGAAAGAUUACAAAAAUUAGGUAUACCGAUGGGACCUCGAUUACGAAUAUUGCAAGAGGCUCAAUUAGGUUUUCCUGGUGCUCAUGAAAAUACUCUAUGUAUCGUUUAAUUUAUUUUUAUUGAUUUUUUAAAAACCAAAGAUGACGAAUUUAUUCAUAAUAUACGAAUUUUUUGCCAUUUAUAGAGUCGACUGCAUUGUAAUAAAAUACUAUACCUACAACUAUUAUUUAAUGUAAAAUAAUUACUGAUGUAAUAAUCAAAAUCUUAAUAUGCUUAUCACCUUGAUAGGUAAGUGUACUAUUGAAUUGUAAGGCUGAAUAUUAAUCAAAACUACCUGUACAUACAAGUGUAAAUUUUAUUUUGUAUAUUUUGUAAAAAAAAAAAUAAUAAAUCGAUUGUUCAUUUUUCAA
Molecule: messenger RNA, 3687 nt
Organism: Planococcus citri (citrus mealybug)
Lineage: Eukaryota; Metazoa; Arthropoda; Insecta; Hemiptera; Pseudococcidae
Product: ras guanine nucleotide exchange factor P-like
Exons: 14
Coding region: 357-3386 (1009 amino acids)
Molecular function (GO): protein binding
Source: RefSeq, a predicted model, not a curated record